Moneuplotes crassus is the source of this 920-nucleotide messenger RNA. The record is from the annotation of a GenBank genome assembly. Lineage: Eukaryota; Ciliophora; Spirotrichea; Euplotida; Euplotidae.
AUGUCUAAGUUUGAUUUAUCAAUUAGUGGGAUCGCUAUUGUCACAUCAAUUGCAUAUUUCAUGAACUACCUAGUGCCAAUGAUCUAUGUGACACUGAAGAAGGACUCAGUCAGGGAGAACAGCAUGCGCUGGAUUAACAAGGACUCCUUCUUUGGACUCUGGCAGUACAUGAGGUAUGGCAUCCCAUCCAUGAUGCUUACAGCUCUGGAGUAUUGGUCGAGAGAAAUGAUCACGAUUUUUGGAGGGUUUUUUGGGGAAAAAGAACUGGGAGCUUGAGUCAUUUUAUUCAAUACCCUCGACUUUGUCUACAUGAUUCCUCUUGGAUUUUGUUAUGCCGCAAACGCUCUUAUAAGCAAUAGUCUUGGAGCGAUGAAUCCGAAUAGUGCUAAAGUCUACAGAAACCUAGCUGCAAUGAUAGGGUUUACACUGAGUUUGAUUCUUGGGACAUUAAAGCUUAUUUUGAGGUAUCACAUUCCUAAUCUGUUCACUCAGGAUGAAGAAAUUAUCGAGAUGAUAAUCACAGCAAUACCUCUGAUCUCAUUAAGCACUAUUAAUGACUACACACAAGGAAUCUCUCAAGGAACUGUCAAGGCGAUGGGUAUCCAAAAUUAUGCAACUAUUUUAUCCAUGAUAGGAUAUUGGGGAAUCUUUAUUCUCUUGACAAUCUGGCUUACUUUUAAACUAUACUGCGGAAUCUGUGGAAUCUUUGGAGGAUUACCUAUAGCCUUACUCUUUGUAUGAGGCUCAUUCUUAUUCAUCAUCUAUCGUACAGAUACCGUUGCUCUUUCCCAGGGAUUUUGACAACGACUCAGAAAGGAGGAGGAAGGUUGUCAUAUGAACAGGCUUGACAGCUCUAAAAGUGCAAAUUCUCACUCCCUCCUUGAAACCUAGAAUCAGACUUCAACUAGGCUUCUUUGUCA